Molecule: messenger RNA, 1160 nt
Organism: Drosophila guanche
Lineage: Eukaryota; Metazoa; Arthropoda; Insecta; Diptera; Drosophilidae
Product: phenoloxidase-activating factor 2
Exons: 2
Coding region: 16-1086 (356 amino acids)
Biological process (GO): proteolysis
Molecular function (GO): serine-type endopeptidase activity
Source: RefSeq, a predicted model, not a curated record
AGUUCAAGUGCAGCGAUGUGGUUCACUCGGUUUGUGGUUGUGUGGCUUUUGGGCUGCCUUGCAGCGGGUGUUUUAGGCUUCAAGAGCUGCGCUGAGGAGAAGAUUUGUGUGCCCUCCGAGCAGUGCAAUGAGGGUCUCAUGGUGGAAGGCCACUUCUAUCCGGAUCGCAGCAGAACCAUGCUAGAUGAGCAGUGUCAUUAUAUGGAAAAGUGCUGCAAUAUCCACGAUACGCUACCCACAGUCAGAACUUUGGAAGGAGCAAACUCCUGGCAAUGUGGUGGACGUCAAGAUCUUUGGUACUAUCUCCGCCCGUUGGGGUACAAGCAGCAGGAAGCAAAGUUCGGCGAGUUUCCGUGGCUGGUGGCCAUUUAUGGGGCCUCUGGUUAUUUGUGCAGUGGAGCGCUCAUAUCACCCGUAACCGUCCUCACCACGGCUCGUUGCGUGCAGAACGAGACGUCCGAGAAUAUUCGUCUGGUGGCUGGUGAAUGGGAUGCUGCGGUGGAGCUGGAGCCGCAACCCCAUCAGACCCGUGAGGUGGCGGAGUUGCUGCUGCAUCCCAAUUAUACGCAGACACCGGUGGCCCACAACAUAGCAGUGCUGCUGCUGGCCAAGGAGUCGCCUCCCUUCGAGCUUGCGCCCAAUGUUCAACUGAUUUGUUUGCCUCCGCCCCAGAUGGUGUACAACUACAGCCAGUGCUAUGUUUCUGGCUGGCGGCGAAUCGAUUUCGGUGGCUCCGUGACGUUGCCUAAGCGCUGGACUCUUUACGCCCUGCCACGGGAUCAGUGCAUGGCGAAACUCCGGCUGUCCUACCUGGGUCGACGGUACUCCCUCAAUGACACACUGCUCUGCGCUGGCGGGGACAAGGGAGACUUUGUCUGCGGCGAUGGUGGCAUGGAUGGAGUGCCCCUCAUGUGUCCGCUCCCCGGUCACGACGAUCGCUUUGUUUUGGCCGGCCUGCUGGCCAAGCCAGUGCGCUGCGAAGGCCCACAGUUGCUGGGAAUUUACACGAACUUGCAGUUCUACCGGCAGUGGAUAGACCAGAAGCUCAGGGAACGCGAUAUCGACAUACGGCAGUACAUGGUGUAACCAGAUUGUAAGCAACUCCCAUAUAAACAAAGAUUAUUCUAGGAAAAUAAUUGUGUGCGUAUAAAUGUUGCCAA